Messenger RNA from Lolium perenne, 753 nucleotides. Lineage: Eukaryota; Viridiplantae; Streptophyta; Magnoliopsida; Poales; Poaceae. The record is from RefSeq and is a predicted model, not a curated record.
AUGACUAGGCUGCUCACCAUCUCCGCUUCCUCCAUGACGCUGUUCGGUUCUGUUGGAAGCAUGUUCCUAUCAAUGGAUGGCAAGGCAGGAUGUGGAAAUGAGCCUUCUGUUGUGGACAAAUCGUUCAAUAGGAAAGCCUGCACAAAAGUGCAACAUGUUGAAACACAAACUAAGGUCAGAGCGGCCCAACUUUCCGAGGUCUCAGCCUCGGAAAGGCUCGGAAAGUUGCCCCGCCCGUCUCCCUCCCCGCGCGACUGCCCCGCCCAGCCUCCCUCCCGUCCUCCUCGCGCCCGCCGCCGCCUCCCUCCGGCCUCCCUCUCGGCCUCCUCGCGCCCGCCGCCGCCUCCGUCCGGCCUCCCUCCCGUCUCCCCCCUCGCGGCCUCCGCCACGUUCCCCUGCCCCGCCUCCCUCCGGUCUCCUUCCCCGCGCCUCGACGCCGCCUCCCUCCGGCCUCCCUCCCGUCUCCCUCCUCGCAGCCUCCACCAUGUUCCCCUGCCCCGCCUCCCUCCAGUCUCCUUCCCCGCGCCCGCCGCCGACUUGUCGCCGCCGCAUGCCGCUGCGCUCGCCACCGGCUCGGACUCCCGCCGUCGGAUACCAAUGCGCCCGCCGUCGCUUCCCCUCUCCAGCUCGGACGCCCGCCGCCGCAUGCCCCUGCGCACGCAGCUUCUCAUGCGAGCCCGUCGACAGCUUCUCCUGCAAGCCCCAUCGUGCCCUGCUCCGGCCGUUCUAACAGCCCCCUUCCAGAUUCAAUAG